CGCCCUCUUGACAACUGGAGGCUAUCCUGUGCUGUUUCGAACUCUGCGAAAGGAAGAAAGAUGCAUAGAAUAAUAAGCAGACAGUAUCACAGUACAAAAGGCGUAUUCGGGUUCAAGCCAAAGCCGGUUAAUACAUUCCAGUUGGACAAAAGCAUCCUCGAUGCCCGAGCACAGCAAAGUAAGGCGUACCGAUGGAUUGAGUCUUUCCGCAAUCAUGCCCAUCGAGUGGCCUCGAUCAACCCCGUUUCCUUCCAGGAGCUAACGGGUACCGAUAAGCACCUGUUGGACUACUCACAGUUCGGGCUUUCUCGCUAUGACAGCGUCGAUUUACCCGGAGUUGUUAAUUCAGUCUCAGUAUCCGCAUUAACCGUUGAACAGCUAGAACAACUGCUUAAGCAAAUCUACUGCGGUACUUGCAGCAUUGAGUUAGCUUAUAUCGAAAACGAACACGAACGCGAAUGGCUAACGGAAAAUUACGAACAGUUGUUUCAAACUACCCUGAACACCUCGGAUAAGAAAGAAAUUGCCGAACUUCUUCUCAAAUCUCAAGCGUUCGACAAUUUUCUAGCCACCAAAUUCCCAACUGUUAAGCGUUACGGUGGCGAAGGAGCGGAAAGUAUUAUGGCCUUCUAUCGGCAAUUGUUCCUCAGUGCAGCAGAAGCUGACCUGAGCAACAUCGUCAUUGGAAUGCCGCACCGAGGAAAACUGAACGUGCUGACCACACUUUUCCAAACUAGACCGGUAAAGAUAUUCCGCAAAUUCAAAGGACUGCCAGAGUUCCCGGCGAAUGCAAAAGCCAUGUGCGACAUUGCUAGCCACUUUCAUACCUCAACGGACUUAAACAUCAACGGCAAAACUAUCCACCUGAAUAUGCUUCACAACCCAUCGCACCUUGAAGCGGUAAAUCCCGUCUCGAUGGGUAAGGCUCGUGCCAAGCAACUGACCCUCCAGGACGGUCCCUACCAGUUGAAUCCAACCAACUCCUCAAAAGUCCUAAACAUUCAGCUGCAUGGCGAUGCCGCGUUUGUCGGCCAAGGUAUCAACCAGGAGUGUCUUAUGAUGGCCGAAGUUCCUCACUUCGACGUCGGAGGAUCGAUCCAUAUGAUCGUCAACAACCAGGUCGGGUUCACUACCCCGGGCGACCGCGGUCGCGGUACUCGCUAUGCAUCCGAUCUAGCCAAAAGUAUCAUGGCUCCGGUAUUCCACGUGAAUGGCGAUGACCCCGAAGCGCUAACAAAGAUCACCAAACUGGCCUUCGACUAUCAGCAAAAAUUCGGUAGAGAUGUCUUUAUCGAUCUGAACUGUUUCCGCCGCUGGGGACACAACGAACUGGAUGAUCCAACAUUCACCAGCCCCUUGCUGUAUAAAGUAAUUCACAACCGCGGCUCGGUCCCAGACCUCUACGCCAAUAAGUUAUUAGAAUCAGGAGAUCUCACCCAAAAUGACAUCGAUACCAUCGUCAAGGGUCACCACGAAUUUCUUAACGCUGAACUCCAAAGCGUCAACAGCUACCAACCCGAACAGAGCUAUUUCCAGGCCCAGUGGAGCGGUAUCCAACAGGCAGGAAACGAGAUCACGGUUUGGAACACCGGAGUGGACUACAGUUUGCUGAACUACGUUGCGCAAACCAGCGUCGAGUAUCCGCCCGACUUUGCCCUUCAUCCUCACCUACAGAAGCACCAUGUAGCAGCUAGGCUUCGUAAAAUCAACGAAGGUAACCGGAUCGACUGGGCCACCGCCGAAGCCAUGGCCAUCGGAAGCCUCAUGUAUCAGGGAUGCAACGUACGAAUCAGUGGGGAGGACAUUGGCCGAGGUACAUUCUCCCAGCGGCACGCAAUGUUCAUCGACCAAAACACCAACGAAGUUUACAUCCCGCUGAACGAUCUUCAAGGCGGUGCUGGUGGAAAGCUGGAAUUGGCGAACAGUAUUCUGUCCGAAGAAGCGGUUCUUGGAUUUGAGUACGGUAUGGCAAUUGACAAUCCGAACAAUCUGGUCAUUUGGGAGGCUCAAUUCGGAGACUUCUUCAACGGAGCGCAGAUCAUAAUCGAUACAUUCCUAACAACCGGUGAAACUAAGUGGAUGGUGUGCAACGGUUUGGUGAUGCUUCUCCCGCACGGUUUCGAUGGGGCCGCCUCCGAACACAGCUCCUGCAGAAUGGAACGAUUCCUGCAGAUGACCGACUCGAAGGAAUCCACACCGGAUGGCGACGACGUCAACUUCGAAGUGAUCAACCCAUCCACGCCAGCGCAGUAUUUCCACGCUCUGCGCCGUCAGCAAAUACGAAACUACCGAAAACCGCUGAUCGUGGUAGCGCCGAAGACGCUGCUCCGACUGUCGGAAUGCGUUUCGAGCCACGCCGAGUUCGCCCCAGGAACGUCCUUCCAAACGGUGAUCGGAGACGCAACGAUAGGCGAUCCGAAGAAGGUCAAACGGGUUAUCCUGUGCAGUGGAAAGCAUUAUUACAACCUGAACAAUGAGCGACUGGCCAGCAAGAACAGCGAAGUGGCGAUCGUGAGACUGGAAUCGCUAUGCCUCCCGGUGCACCGAAUUCAGGAAGAACUGGCCAAGUAUAACAAUUUGCAGGAUGUCGUGUGGAGCCAAGAGGAACAUCGCAAUAUGGGAGCAUGGACUUUCGUGCAACCCCGGUUCGAAAAUAUGUGUGGAAAGAGGAUCAAGUAUCGAGGACGCUACGAAGGAUCCACAAUUGCAGUAGGCGUCAGUUCAUGGCAUGCCCAGGAGGCAGAGCAGGUUAUUAAAACGGCUUUUCAGUGAAUGUAUGUUAUCUUAGUGCUGUAAAUACAAAUUGAUUAUGAUACCGGAAUUGAAGUAUCUUUUAAUUUACCUUACUGGAUACUUGGUUAGCUUUAGCGCCGUUAUACCUAUGCGUGGCUUAUUAUAGAGCUCCAUAAUCGUCGGUUUUGAGCGAAGUUUCUGUUGAUGUUUAUAAGGUCCCUCAAGGGGACACCAGGCAGCUAUGGUAAAAAAAAGGAUAUCCCAGGCCAUCGAUGAAGCUCGCACACGCAGCGAUCCCUACGAUGUGU
Messenger RNA from Armigeres subalbatus, 3041 nucleotides. RefSeq names its product probable 2-oxoglutarate dehydrogenase E1 component DHKTD1 homolog, mitochondrial. Gene Ontology annotation, molecular function: oxoglutarate dehydrogenase (succinyl-transferring) activity; thiamine pyrophosphate binding. The record is from RefSeq and is a predicted model, not a curated record. Gene Ontology annotation, biological process: tricarboxylic acid cycle. NCBI's taxonomy places the organism in Eukaryota, Metazoa, Arthropoda, Insecta, Diptera, Culicidae.